This is a messenger RNA of Coprinopsis cinerea okayama7#130, 978 nucleotides long. RefSeq lists its product as hypothetical. The coding region runs from base 1 to 978 and encodes 325 amino acids. The transcript has 4 exons. The record is from RefSeq and is a predicted model, not a curated record. NCBI's taxonomy places the organism in Eukaryota, Fungi, Basidiomycota, Agaricomycetes, Agaricales, Psathyrellaceae.
AUGAGCGGGGCUCAUAACCUGUUGAGAAACUGGAGAGAGGGCGAAUGCCCAUAUCGAUUGAGACCUAGACAGAGAGGAAGGCCACGGAAGAAGAGAGCAAAUGUUACCGAAUUUGAAAAGAUCCAGAAGGUCUUGUGGUCCAUGAACCCAUGUACAUCUGAUCACAUACCCGCUGUUCUUAAAAUUUGUUAUGGACUACCUGUCAUGAUUCGCUACAAUGAUGCUACAGAGCUCUGUAUAACAAAGGGACAAGAGGGAAGAGUAGUGGGGUGGGACGAAGGAGAAGGUUCUCAUGGAAAACCUAUUUUAGAAACAUUAUUUGUCGAACUGAUUGAUCCUCCUUCAAAGGUUCAAAUCCCCAGACUUACUGUGAACGUUGUACCAAUUCCUAAAAGUAGUAACCGUGUCGAGUGCCUAAUGCCCAAUGAUAGCGUGGUUCGAGUGGAGAGGACCCAAGUGAAUAUCCUUCCAAACUUUUCAAUGACUGAUUAUGCAUCACAAGGCAAAACUAGAACUUAUAAUGUGAUUGAUUUAACACAUUGCAAGAAUCAUCAGUCUUACUAUACCUGUGUUUCACGUAGUGCAUCUGCAGCAGGGACAGCAAUUCUCCAAGGAUUUGACACAGAAAAAAUUACCAAAGGGAUCAAUGGAUACUUGCGACAGGAAUUCCUCAGACCUUUGCGAAAUCCAACAAUAAGGGCAUUCCAGAAGUGGGCAUCAGAGAACAACAUUGACUAUUCAUCCAAAUGGCACAAGUCCCUACAAUGGAGAAAGAAUGAGAAGAUUAUACAGGAGCCAGAAAAGGAUGGCACUUGGAACUUGGCAUAUGCUAAGACCCGUGAAGUGAUAGAGAGAGAAAAGAAUCAGCUUGGUAAGAGAAAGGCAACUGGUAAUUCAGGGCAAGAAGUUAGUAGGCGAAAGCGACAAGUCACUACACUGGCCCCUAAUCCUUUGAAUCUUCCGUCUGAGGGAAGAUGA